AUGGAACUGCUACGAGAGAACGCAGAUGGAACUGCCACAAGAGAAUGCAAACGGAACUGCCACGAGAGAAACACAGACGGAACUGCCGAAAGAGAGCAAAAACUAUAUGAUAUCUUCAUGAGAAUAGGAAAACAGCGGACGACAUUGGUAUGGACAAAGCUGACGUUACUGGGUGAAGUUGUUAAGCAAGUGAAGGAAUUGAAGAAGAAUGCAGAGGAAGCAAGCAAAGGGUUCCUGAUCCCAAUGGAUUCCAAUGAAGUGAAAGUUGAAGCAACUGAAGAAGGAGAUGGAUCAUCAAUGUCUUACAGGGCAACCGUGUGCUGCGAAUACCCGCCUGAUCUGCUAUCUGAUCUAAGACAAACAUUUGAUGGCCUCCAACUUCAAUUGGUGAGUGCACAAGUAUCCACUCUGGGAGACAGAGUGAAGAAUGAAGUUGUGUAUACUUGUUACUGCAAAGGGGAUAUGAUGAGUAGUGUUGAGGCAUGCCAAGUUCUUGCAAGGAAUCUUCAUCAGUCACUGUCUUCUCUACUCACCUCACAUCCAAUCCACAAUAGAAGACUACGCUGUCUUCAAACAUCUGCUGUCUCAUGCUACAAUUAA
Molecule: messenger RNA, 600 nt
Organism: Arachis ipaensis
Lineage: Eukaryota; Viridiplantae; Streptophyta; Magnoliopsida; Fabales; Fabaceae
Source: RefSeq, a predicted model, not a curated record